Molecule: messenger RNA, 4137 nt
Organism: Larimichthys crocea (large yellow croaker)
Lineage: Eukaryota; Metazoa; Chordata; Actinopteri; Sciaenidae
Product: mitochondrial import inner membrane translocase subunit TIM44
Exons: 13
Coding region: 90-1430 (446 amino acids)
Biological process (GO): protein import into mitochondrial matrix
Cellular component (GO): mitochondrial inner membrane
Molecular function (GO): protein-folding chaperone binding
Source: RefSeq, a predicted model, not a curated record
ACCCCACCAGCUCUGCUCCUAUUGGUCCAGCGGAAGGUCAGCUGCUGCACCAAGGAUGCACGUGCGUCUCCGCGCAUUUCAAGAUCAAGAUGGCAGCCUCCGUGUGUCGGUGCUACGAGCUGGUUGGCAGACGUGCCUUGGCCCUCUGCUCUCGGCCUUUGGUCUCUUCGGUGUGGAGAGGAGAUGCCUACAGGAUACAUGGGAGCCCAGCUGCAGCUGUGCAGGUGCGAUAUGCCUCGGGACGUAAAGGUUUCCUGGGAGAAUUUGUGGAUAACCUGCGUCAGGAAUUCAGUAAGAAUCAGGAGAUGAAAGACAACAUAAAGAAGUUCAGAGAAGAAGCCAAGAGGCUUGAGGAGUCUGACGCUCUCCAACAAGCCCGCAGGAAAUAUAAAUCUAUAGAAGCUGAGACAGUGAAGACUUCGGAGGUAUUUAAGAAGACCUUUGGCUCUCUGUCAGACACCGUCAAGGAGGGUCUUGAGGAGGUGAGUCGUACUGAGAUUGGGAAGAAGAUCAGGGAAGGUGUGGAGGAGGCAGCAAAGACAGCCAUGCACUCUGCUGAGUCUGUGUCCAAAGGAGGAGAAAAACUGGGCAAAACUGGCGCAUUCAGAGCCAUCUCACAGAGUGUGGAGACCAUGAAGAAGGAGAUAGAUGUGGGUGAUGCCGGCCCUUAUAGAGCGCCAUCACAGCUGAGGAAGAGAAGUGAUUUCUCCUCCAAAGGAGCCGACAGCGACUCCAGAGUGUUCGAAGCCAACGAAGAGGAUAUGGGUGUCGUUCUCCACAAGGAUUCAAAGUGGUUCCAGCAGUGGAAGGACUUCAAGGACAAUAACGUAGUUUUUAACAGGUUCUUUGAGAUGAAGAUGAAGUACGAUGAAAGUGACAAUGCCCUCAUUAGAGCGUCCAGAGCUAUGACUGACAAAGUCACUGACUUCCUAGGUGGUCUUUUCUCUAAGACAGAAAUGUCUGAGGUGCUGACGGAGAUCGUGAAGGCAGACCCCACCUUUGACAAAGACUCUUUUCUCAAACAGUGUGAGAAAGACAUCAUUCCUAACAUACUGGAGGCUAUGAUCCGUGGAGAGCUGGAAGUGUUAAAAGACUGGUGCUAUGAAGCUACGUACAGUCAGCUGGCUCACCCAAUCCAGCAGGCCAGAGCAUUGGGGCUGCUCUUCCAGUCCAAAAUCCUUGACAUUGAUAACAUAGAUCUGGCGAUGGGUAAGAUGAUGGACCAGGGCCCAGUGCUGAUCAUCACCUUCCAGGCUCAGGUCGUCAUGGUGAUCCGCAGCCCCAAAGGAGACAUUGUGGAAGGGGAUCCGGGGAAAGUGAUGAGGAUGAUGUAUGUUUGGGCAUUGUGUCGUGACCAAGAGGAGCUGAACCCCAACGCAGCCUGGAGACUCCUGGACAUCUCCGCCUCCAGCACUGAGCAGGUCCUCUAGGAGGAGGAGGAAGAUGAGGAGGGGGGGACGCAGGUGAAAAGGUUGAUAUGGGACACAAACUAUGAAGAAGAGCAGAAGAUACAAGGAUGUGCCUGGAAGACCUGCACCUACAGACUCACACAUACAUUAACAUCUGAGUGCGCCCAUGCUGCUGUGUUAUGCCAGAGACUAUUUUUGCACACUCACAUUUCCGAUCGCUACCCAGAGGAUUCAUGUGCACAUGUAUAUAUUCAUCUACUCUAAGGUGCAGAUAUAUUCAUGAAGAUAGAGAUAAACUUCUAUGAUAUAUACAUCUGCCAAUUUGUGUGUUCGGUCACUGGUAAGUUCAGUGUUUUGGUUUCCAGGUGGAGUGUGAAUAUAGAACAUUUACAUUAAUUUAUGAAUGGACUCUUUCACCGACCGGCUUGAAGAAGAGCCUGUGCCAUUCGCCUCAUUGUAUUCAUGCAGUGGUACAGUCUAUCAAUACCAACCUGAUGGCUUCAUCCGAGAAGAUUGGUGGACGUUACACACGUGACUUUAACUGUUGACCUCGAGCUGUCACCACUGUUCGUCAAAUACUGUAAACAGGAAAUAAAAAUUGCACCUCGUUGCAGCAACCAACAUAGCUGAGUAGGACAGCAUGAGAGGCGUUGUCAAUCAAAGCAGGUCCUAUACUUAAAGUUAAGGAAGCCCUCAGCCAAUUGUAUACAUGUAGAUGAGUUUACUUGUCAUUUUGAGUCUACUCGGCUUGAGAAAACAGCUGCAUAAUGUCGUCUGUGGCUCUGGAGGGAGCUUUCUUCAAUUUUAUUAAAUAACCCUGAUAAUGUCAUCAGGAUUACCUCGGACUGGGAGACUUGAAACAAAAUUCAGCUGUGGUGGUUCCUGCUGGUUCUCAUAUGAGGAAACGUAAACUUAAAUACUUCUACAACAAGUAACAUGAAGUGUGUACCAUAUGUUCUACGUGAUCAGGGUCCACGCUGUCAUAUGUGCCGUAGGCCAGAGCGCCCAAUGCACUACAACCUUAGAACACAUCCCUCUGUUUGUAUUUGCAGUAAGUGCAUGUUUUCUCAUGUUGCAUUGUGUACUGUACACCCUUAAUAAGAAGAGAAGUAUGGUAUCUACAGCUAUUUGUAAAUAUAUUCAAUGUCGAGUACUGCUUCUUUGUAAGCUUGGGUGGGACCACAUUUAAAUAUGUCAUCAUGGCAGCUUUAUUGUUUGGGGAUAAUUUGCCAUCUCAUGUUGCACGUUGUUCAGCUGUAGGCCUACUACCGCGUCCUGUUUACUUUUAUGAAUGUGGCUUUUCAAGGGUUUAGUGCUGCAGAUGAAAACCUGGAACGAAUCAUGACUGGUCUGUUGUGUUAACUAUAUUUAACAUUUAUUCUGUGUGUGUGUGUGUGUGGGUUUCUACUCACGUCACCUAACAUUGAACACGUUAUGAUUGUACCGUAAGAAACGUCCAAACUUAUGAAGAGAAGCUCCUGAUGGAUUUCUUCAAUGCCCAGAUUAUACAGUGAGAAUCUUAACAUGUUUUGUACGUAUCAAAGUUGUUAUUCAUGGCCAGUGCAUGUGAUCUGAGGUGGUUUGUUAAUAACUAGAGUUCAUGACUAUCCCUGAUGGUCACACCAUGCUCAAAUAACAUCUUUUUGUCACGAGUCCCCAGGUGGGUGUUGAUAAUACAAUAUCCAUCACAUGGUUAGAAACAGUUUUCAGUUUUUCAGAAUCCUCUUUGCUUCGUUUUUGUCACUCCCGAGGGUGAAAAAUAAAACUCACUAAUUAAAGCAACCCUCAGCAUAAAUGUGAAAUACAAUUAGGAAACUCAAACAGUCGACGGGCGGACUCAUUGAUUAACAAAUGCUUUUAGCUUUUCCCUGCUUCCAGCUUGUCCACAGCAAAAUAUCUGAAUGGUAUUGGUCAGAUUGUCAUGAAAUAUGCUAUAGAUAUUUUUGGGCCCCAGACAAUAAAUGAAAAAUGAAGUCUUACCUUUCAUCUCUGUUGGGGUUUGAUCGCCGGGCAAUAUCAACAUUUUACUAAAAGAUUGCACUAAAUGUAUCAACAAACCCUUUCCAUGUUGGCUGAGCUUUCCUCUAGUGCCACUAUGAGCCAAAUGUCCUCAUAGCACAUUAAAAAUUGUUCCUCAUCAUAAAUAUUAAGAUAAAUCAUUUUGAUUUAAAGACUAUAUCACUUUUUCUCUAGCAAAGCUACUUGUCUGGCUCAACGGAUUACUUAACAUUUUUAGCCUUGGUGUGUUAUUGUGUAUAUUAAACAAAGUCACAAAUAUGAUCCAACUGUCAAACUGCGUAAGGAUUUGUUUUACCAGAUCAAAUCUGUUAAUGUAUGAACAUUUUUUAUAUUUGAUCAAAAUAAAUAUUCUUCAAUAACCCAACUGUCUAAAAAAAUAUAGUGUCAACAAUGUCUUGGUAAUAAUAUGGUUUAAAAAUGACUGUUGGCAAAUUAUUACCACGUUUUACUAUCAUUAUGAUACAUUUUACAUUUUAUAUAGUGUGUAUGAUUUAUGCCUUGCACCCAUCCUUUAUGUUCAUUAUUUCAUCUUUGAGUUGACCAAAGAAAUAUUUAUUCAUGAGUUCUAUUUUUAUCCAGUAACAUGUCUGUCUGCAGAAUAAAGCGUGCUGUAUUAUGAUUUGCUUCGUCCAAGCUUUCUUAGGGUCAGCAGCUUUGUAUGUACUGUGUGUGUUUGCACUCGCAAGAGAAAAUUAAACUCUGCACGUUG